AUGAUGGCCAAACCAUCAUCUCUUGUUGAUUUUCUACCUCUUCUUAUUUUUUUUGUCAUCUCUGCUUGUUUCAUUUAUACUCGCAGCCGACGCCGACGUGGUCGAAAAGCCAUCCCGCCAGGCCCACCACAGAUUCCGUUGGUCGGAAACUUAUUUCAGUUGGGAGGGAUUUUCCACCGGACAUUAGCAAAACUGGCUCAAAUAUACGGGCCGAUCAUGACCAUCAAAAUAUUAAGCAAGACCAUCGUGAUCAUAUCAUCCCCGGAUCUCGCCAAAGAAUUGGUCCGAAAACACGACCAUACCUUCACGGCAAGACAAGUCCUGGAUUCAUUCCGAGCAUUGGAUCACCACAAAUACUCCAUUCUCUUCUUGCCUGCUGACAAACAAUGGCGCCGUCUUCGUAAACUUUGCACGGAACAAAUGUUUUCCAACGAGAGACUGAAUGCGAGUCAAGGACUCCGUCAGGAAAAGGUGCAACAACUGCGUGAUCACAUCUACCAUUGUUGCAAAACCGGUGAAACGGUGAAUAUCAGGGCGGUCGCCUUCACCACGGCUCUGAAUCUCAUGUCCUACACGCUGUUCUCUGUUGAUUUUGCUAAUUACGAUUCCGACGCGUCUCACGAACUCCAGGAAGCUAUACACGGUGCGGCGAAUCUGUUGGGAGUCCUGAAUCUUGUGGACUAUUAUCCGGUGCUUCGAUGGUUUGAUCCACAGGGUAUAAGGCGCCGAACCAAGUUCCAUUUCGGAAAAUUGCUUCAAGCGUUCGAUGGUAUUAUUAGUCAUAGAUUGAAGGAAAGAGAUUCAUCAAAGAAGAAUGAUUUAUUAGCAGUGCUCCUUGAAAAGUAUCACCAUGGUGAGGCUGAUUGGAGCUACAAUGACAUUAAGCAUUUGAUUCUUUGGAGAAAUCCUUGCUGGGGAAGGAAGAUUGAUGCAGAUGGAUGCAAGUGGAAGACUCUGCAACAGCACACUCAAUUGAGAAGAAGAAUGGUAGUUGCUCUGUUGCCAAGUUGUUACUGCAGUAGCUAUUGCUGCUGUCAAUCAGGAAGAGCCAAGGCAGAAUUCUUGCUGCCAAAGGAAAGCAUUACUUCGCCAUCACUGCAAGUUGAAGAAGAAAAAGUGGGAGCAUAUGUGUGGAAAACAGUAGCUACAACCUGCUACUUACCUGCUGUGACUGCUGCUGCUGAAUUGAUGGAUUGA
This is a messenger RNA of Oldenlandia corymbosa var. corymbosa, 1197 nucleotides long. The record is from the annotation of a GenBank genome assembly. Lineage: Eukaryota; Viridiplantae; Streptophyta; Magnoliopsida; Gentianales; Rubiaceae.